Molecule: messenger RNA, 5363 nt
Organism: Callorhinus ursinus (northern fur seal)
Lineage: Eukaryota; Metazoa; Chordata; Mammalia; Carnivora; Otariidae
Source: RefSeq, a predicted model, not a curated record
GGACCGGAGGGUGAGCGCCGCUGAGCGCACGCUCAGAGGAGACAGCUUGCUGGAGGCAGGAGAUGAUGGUCUAAAACCCUGAGAGCUGACGAUCAGAACGGAGGGGGGGGGGAGGUAGUCACGGAGGGGAGACAGCUAUAGGAGGUGGAGGAGAUGGAGGUGACAGCAAGGAGAGUACGCAACGACUAGGGGCGACUUCUGCGCCGACGCCGGGCAGUCGGGCGAGAGGAAAGCAGGGCAACGCUGCGGCGCUGCCGGCGGGCCCCGCCCGGGCAGGGGGUGCCAUGUCUCGAGAGCGGCCCCCCCGCACCGACAUUCCCCGCAACCUUAGCUUCAUAGCCGCACUAACAGAGCGUGCCUACUACCGCAGCCAGCGGCCCAGCCUCGAGGAGGAGCCGGAGGUGGAGCCAGGCGAGGGCGGGACGCGCCUUGGGUCCCGAUCCCGCGCUCACGCUCCGAGUCGGGGUCGCCGGGCCCUUUCUGCGCCCGCCGGAGGCGGCGGGGUCCGGGCGCCCCGCAGCCGCAGCCCCGACACCCGCAAAAGAGUGCGUUUCGCCGACGCGCUUGGGCUGGAGCUGGCCGCGGUGCGCCGCUUCCGCCCCGGAGAGCUGCCCCGGGUGCCCCGCCACGUGCAAGUCCAGCUGCAGAGGGACGCCCUCCGCCACUUCGCGCCGUGCCAGCCUCGUGCCCGCGGCCUCCAGGAGGCGCGCGCCGCCCUGGAGCCGGCCAGCGAGCCUGGCUUCGCCGCCCGCUUGCAGGCGCAGCGCAUCUGCCUGGAACGCGCCGAGGCGGGCCCGCUGGGCGUGGCCGGGAGCGCGCGCGUGCUGGACCUGGCCUACGAGAAGCGCGUGAGCGUGCGCUGGAGCGCCGACGGCUGGCGGAGCCAACGCGAGGCACCGGCCUCGUACGCCGGCCCGGCCCCGCCCCCGCCGCGCGCAGACCGCUUCGCCUUCCGCCUUCCGGCGCCACCCAUGGGGGGCGCCCUGCUUUUCGCCUUGCGCUACCGCGUGACUGGCCACGAGUUCUGGGACAACAACGGCGGCCGUGACUAUGCUCUACGUGGGCCCGAGCACCCCGGGAGUGGCGGAGCCCCGGAGCCCCAGGGCUGGAUCCACUUUAUCUGAGACGCUUGGGCCGACGGCGGGAAAGCCAAAGGCACCCAGGGGCUGGGGGAGCCCGAAGAUUUGGCGGGGAGGAAUGAGAGAAACCGAGAUCGGCUGGGAGCUGUCCAAGAGAGUCAAGUGGGGGAGGGCGAGGAGGAUGGGAAAAAUCAAAGGGGUGUGGGGGAGUGGGCGGAAUGAACGAAGGUCGGGGAGAUCGGGGUGGAAAAACAUUCGUUGGAUGUGAGUGAUAGGAACCCAAGGCAUAGAAGAAAGGAAACCAGAAAGGGCACUGGAAGGAUUAGAAAAAAGCGAAAGAUGGGUUUGAUGGUGAUGUCCUAUACCGUGAGCUAGUAUUGGGAGAAAGUUAGUGGGCUUGUCAGACCUAGGCAGUUGAAGGUUAGAGUACCUCUUUGAGACAGAGGAGGUAUUUUGUUUGAAGUAGGAGCCCACCCUACUGUGGUUAUUUGUAUUGCCAGCUCAUUCCCUCUUCUUACCCGCCGUUGCCUCCUCAGGUCCUCCAGUCCUGCCCGUCCUAGCUUUAUACUCAGCCAUAAUUGCCUUGCUUAAGUCCCAGGAACUGCUCCCCAGUCCCUGGCAUUAUGACAGGAUUCUCUUGUCAUUCCCAACGAUCCCUGGCUUCGUUUUCCCCUGACUGGCUGGGGAGUGAUGGCAGACUGCAAUCAGAGCUCCUUCCUCCUCCUCCAGGCAGCCCUGGGGAUUAAAAUGAAGGCAAAAGCAACUCCAGGCCUGUCCUUGUAGCCAAAUAAUGUCGUGCCUGAGGAGUUGGUACACUCAGGGGCUUCCAGAAAAAUGCCAGCCUCACCUUUCUGGAGUGCCUUUUAAUGACCUCUAAGCACUUUAUGCACUGUGUUUGUCAGGAACAGUGAAUCACAAAAAUCACUAUCACGAUUCUGCCUCAAGGAAAGAGUCACUGACUAGCUGUAUUACUUUGGGCAAAGUUACUUCACCUCUCUGGGCCCCAGUCUCCUCCUUGGGAAAUUAGAUUUUGACUAGGUGAUCUGUCACAGUCUCUUCUUGCUUUAACAUUUUAUGAUCUAUGAGUGGCAGAGUGUAGAUUAGAAGCCACAUUCUCCAACAUACAGUUGGGAGUGCUACAGUUCAGAACACACAGCACUCCCAGCAUUUGGUUGGAGCUGAGGAUGGGUCCUCCAGUUUUUGAUACAGAUAUCCCAGAGCCCAGGAAGCAUCCUAUAACCAGCUUGCAGCCUGAUGGUAUUCCAGGGCCUUUUUCAAACUGCAGCUCAUCCUCUGCCCAAUGCUUUUUGCCCUUGCCUGCACAGACUUCCAGUCUAGGUACUUUGAGACAAUUUUGGGCAGGUGCAUCUCUGUUGGGGAAAAUGAUGUUUGGGAGCCCCAGAGAUGAAACAACGUUGAGGCUCUUUUGAGGAUAAAGGAUUAUGGAUAUAAGAUAUGGAAAACAUUUCAAUUCAAGAAUUAAAGCCACUUAGUAAUUAAAUGGUACCAGAAGAUGGCAGUCUGUUCCAUACCCUGAGCAAGUGAAAUGGGAAAGCUGGACUCCUCUACCCAUUCACAAUCAUGCCUUAGGUCUCCCUAGUUAACCUCUGCUGGUAGUUUUUCCUUUCCUCUUACACUAUUCCUAAGCUCUUUGCUUUUUUCUUUCCUUGUCCCUCUCAUCACUUUCAUUUUUCUUUUAGCAUAUAGGGUAUUUACCUUCGUUUUCUCUUUUCCAUUUGCCUCCAUCUUCAUCCUUAUUGAUUUCUGCUAUUCCUUCUCCCUCCAGAAGGGGUGGAGAACCUACUGCCUUUUCUCCAAGACCAUGGUUGAUCCACCUUCCUCCCUCAGGCUCCUUCUUGACAGUCUUCUAGAAGGGAGAAGAGGGAAAAGAAGCAGUUCCUGAUGCAGAUGAACAGCUGCUCCCAGGUAACCAGCUCCCCACACCCUUUUCUACCUGUAACUAGUUUCUCAAAAAUGUCUGAAUCCUCUUCCUUGUUACUAAGUCAGAGAGUGCAUGCACAUGUGCCCCAUACAUGCAUUCAGAACAGAGUAUGGAGUGUGUUACCAGGCCCCUCCUGUCUAAAGCCUUAGUCCUUUGAAGGAAGAUGGCCGAAAGAGAGGAACCCCGAGUCGCUCCUCAAAGAAAUGCCGGUUUAAACAUCAUCCUUACGUGAUGAAGAAAACAAAGGAUUUCAUGCAUCUUGUGGAUCGCCUUCAGGUCGUAUUUCCAGCAGAGUGAAGAAAGAACCUCCUCGAAGCCACCAAGCAAAGCACUUUUUAGUCAUCAAUGAAGAGCCCAAGGGAGGAUGAUGGAGGGAGCCUGGGUCGAGGCUCAGUGUAUACUAAUCUCUUGCCUAAUGUGUAUGCGCUAUUGUCAUGUUGUAUUAACAAUCAUAAUAGCUCACAUUUACUUAUCCACUCAAAUCUGGUGUCUUGCAUGCAUUAUAAUUCUCAGAACAACCCUAUCAGUUGAGAAAUACUAUCCCUGUUUUAGAGAUGAGGAAACAGCUCAGAAAAGCAUAGUAAUUUGUUCAAGAUCACACCACUGGUAAAUGGCAUUGCUAGGAUUGUGAACUCAGGCUCUCCAGAGCUUCUGUAUAUAACCAUGUUACUAUAUUUUUUCCUUUAAAAACAAAACUGAAAAUUUUGCCAUAUAUAAUCUCUUAUUAAGAAAAGACCACAGUUUCUAACUGCUCUGCCUUCCCAUCCUCCCAGAUUAUUGAACUGGCUUAGGGAAGGCAAAGUGCUGAGGGUCCCACAAUCCCAUGCAGGAACUUGCUGCUCUCUCCUGUACCAGUGUCCCAGGUCUGCAGAAGCAGCAAGGGACCACACUGCCUGCCUGCUAGAGAACUUGGGAACCCAUUUGAACUCCAGCUUUUCCUUACAUUGGGAUUCUCUCCUGGCCUUAACCAACGUUCUACACCUGUUGGUGUGACACCCCUUUCUACUCCCCUGACUGGUCUUGAACUGACCAGUCCUUAAAGUUUCCACUAAAAGGUAUCCCUGACUAGGACAACUGCUGAAUGGUCUGUGCUUGGUCCCUCUCUGCGAGCCCUGGUAUUACUGAGUGGAUAAAUGUAAACUGGUUGGAGACGGAACCAAGGAUAAUCCAUUUUUCCCUGAGCUUUCUCUGUAAGAAGUACUAUGGUUCACCCACUCCCCACCCCCCAUCCUCAGCUUUAUAGAACCAACACCUGAAUCUUCUAGUUCUUCCCAUGUAGAGCUGCCCCAGGGCCUGGGGGUAAGCUGAUAGUCUAAUCUGAUAUGGGGAACACUAGGAGUUUGGUGGAAUCUUUAGAGAUGUGUUAGGUGUUAGGCAUUGGGAUGGGUCCUUUCCCCUGAAGGCUGAUGACUAUAUGAACAGGAGCAAUUUAGUGUAUAACAGGUCAGCUGUGGACUAGGCAGUGCUAGAAGAGAAAACAUUGCCUUGAUCAGGGGCUUGGGUCCUUGAAGCCACACAGCUGGAACACUUUUGCCCAGUCUUCCUACACUUAACCUGUCUGACAACCUUCCUCUCGUACCUUUGUUUCUCUUUAUGCACGUAGCUCAUUUCUCUUCACAAUAAGCCCUAACUCCUAAACUUUCCAAUCAAACUCCCACAUUCCCUUGCUUCUAACACCUGCGUUUCUCUGGAGCUCCUCUGGAUCCUUGCAAUCUGCAAGGUCAUAGAAUCAGAGACCUGGAAAAGCUUGUCUUUAGAGAUCACUGGGUCCAUUCUCCAGUACAAAUGAGGACACAGGUCCAGAGACGAGAAGACUUCAGCAGGGUCAGAGAAUUUGUUAGUACAGCUCGAGAUGGGGCUUGACCCCAGCCCUCCUGACCAUAUUCCACUCCCAGGCUACAAAACGGGCCUCUACAGUCAGACCCGCAGUUUUUCAUGGCAAGCAAUAGUAUCACAAAUGUUUCAUUUUCUGUUGCUAGCUUCUAUUCCCUUCCCCAUCCAGGCAUAAAAAGAAACAAAAGGCACUUGUAGUUUUCUGUUUUCCCAGCCUUGGCACUUCUUUGGGUGAUAUUGCUAAGGAACAGUGAAGUUGCUAAAAAGACUGAAUAAUCCACCUAUUGACAGUUAACCUGGAGAGGAAUUGAAAGUUUGCUUUGUGAAUCCCCCCAAACCACUGUUCUCAUCAGGCCCUCCCAGAGUGUCCUCACUCUCUUCACAGUGCAGCCCUGUUCACUGGGCCCCAGACCCACUAGUAUUGGGCCUCACUUCAGCUUCCUCAUGCAGCUGCCCUCCCUUCUUGAUAAAAGACCUCAUAUUUGAAAUAAAGUUGAAAUAUGAAAGUA